UUCAAAAUAAAUUAAACGGAAAGAAAGAAAGAAAAGACAAUGACGUGGUGCUUUCAUGUAGGAUUGAAUCUUCCUAAAGGACAAUUGCGCUUCGUGGACCAAUGGCCCCUCUUGAACCCCAGCGAGCCGCUCUUCAUACUGGCCUCGUACCUCGCCUUUGUCCUGAAGGUCGGGCCCGCCUUAAUGGAGGGCCGCCCUCCGGUCCAGAUAAAGGGCUUCCUCAUAUUUUACAACGUGAUCAAAGUUAUCAAUUCCGCCGUUUUAGCGUAUAAGUUCUUUUCUUACAUUGUCGAUAAGGGUCUAUUUCCGAGAAAAUGUGAACAUGAUGAAGUAACUUUAUACACAAUCGCCGCUCUCUACUGGAAAUACAUGGCCACAAAGAUCCUAGAUCUGUUCGACACGAUAUUCUUCGUCAUCCGCAAGAAGUACAACCAGGUGACGUUCCUCCAUGUCUACCACCAUUCGUUCAUGGUGGUGAUCACGUGGGUGUGUCUCAAAUACGACCCGUCGGACCACUGGGCCUUCAUGGCGGUCAUGAACUGUCUGAUACAUUCGGUCAUGUACACUUACUAUGGAGUGGCAGCCCUGGGACCACGGUACGCGAGGUACUUGUGGUGGAAGAAGUACUUAACUAUGAUGCAGUUGAUACAAUUUGUGCUGGUGAUCGGUCACGUGGUCAUCCAAACCUACACCUCCGAGUGUCCCAUGCACGCCAGCUCGUACUGGAUCGGACUGUCAAACCUCGCUCUCUUUAUCUGCCUGUUCACAGACUUCUACAAAAAGCGGUACAGAGCUAAAGGAAAUAUGCCCAUAGGCUUAGCCUUCACUAAGCAGGUCACAGAGUAAAAGUUUAGAAAUAAGAUGUUUAGUUGAUUUCUAGAAAAUAAUGAACAAGUAAACAAUGUA
Messenger RNA from Ostrinia furnacalis (Asian corn borer), 906 nucleotides. Its product is annotated as elongation of very long chain fatty acids protein 4. Gene Ontology annotation, biological process: fatty acid elongation, polyunsaturated fatty acid; fatty acid elongation, saturated fatty acid; very long-chain fatty acid biosynthetic process. The record is from RefSeq and is a predicted model, not a curated record. Gene Ontology annotation, cellular component: endoplasmic reticulum membrane. Lineage: Eukaryota; Metazoa; Arthropoda; Insecta; Lepidoptera; Crambidae. Bases 40 to 846 code for a protein of 268 amino acids. Gene Ontology annotation, molecular function: fatty acid elongase activity. The transcript is spliced from 5 exons.